This is a messenger RNA of Salvia splendens (bonfire salvia), 887 nucleotides long. Its product is annotated as protein NDR1. Gene Ontology annotation, cellular component: plasma membrane; plasmodesma. The record is from RefSeq and is a predicted model, not a curated record. NCBI's taxonomy places the organism in Eukaryota, Viridiplantae, Streptophyta, Magnoliopsida, Lamiales, Lamiaceae. Bases 144 to 755 code for a protein of 203 amino acids. The transcript has a single exon. Gene Ontology annotation, biological process: defense response to other organism.
UAAGUAUAUGCCAAUAAUGUAUAGGCAUCCCACUUAUUUUAUCAUCAUCUUGGAAGCAUUAGUAAAUAACUAAUCUUUAAAAAAAAAAGAAACUCCAAGUGAUCCUUCUCCCCCACCGCAUACACUUCUUCCUCCGCCGCCCCAUGGCGGGCGACGGCGACUGCGCACGGUGCUGCUUCAGCUUCGUGUUCACCUCAGGGCUAGCAGCCCUGUUCCUAUGGCUGAGCCUCCGGCCCUCGAAACCAAGCUUCUACAUCGAAGACUUGUCCGUCCCCGGCCUGAACCUCUCCGCCGCCGAGAGGAGCAACCACAGCAUCCUCUUCAAGGUGGGGCUCCGGAACCAAAUGAAGGACAAGGGCGUGGGCUACGGCGACAUAAGCCUCCUCUUCCUCUACAACUCCACCCUCCUCGUCGCCAACCACACGCUUCCCGCCUUCUACCAGGGCCACGGCAAGACCGCCCACCGGAUAGACGCCGCCGACGCCGCGGGGGUGCCGUGGUCGGCGGCGGUGGCGGCGCUGACUGCCAACGGGAGCGUGAGGUUUGGGGUUAGGGCGGCCACGAGGGUCAAGUUCAAGAUCAUGCUGUGGUUCACCAGGAGCCACGCCUUGCGAGUCGCCGGAGAUGUCGAGGUGGGACCCUCCGGGAGGAAGCUCAACAAGAAAUCGAUCAAGUUGAAGUCCGGCGCCGCGGAGCCCCAUAAUCUGUGGCUGACAUUCGGCGUUGCUACGCUCUUCACUUUCUUCUUCUUGUAAACAUUUUUUUAUUUUUACCUUUUUUUUUCUUAUUGUUGAUAUUAAUUUGUAAUCCGAUUCCCAAUUGUUUGAGUGAGGCCAUUUGUAAUUUGGAUUUUAUAUUUUAGAGGUACUAAUAAAUUCUUAGGUGUA